AUGGAAGACUUAACUCCCCCUUUAAAUUAGGACAAAAAUUGGUAAAAUUUGCAUUUUUUGGGUACUUAAUUCCAAUAAAAUUUUUCAAUGGGAAAAUUUUACCAAUUAAAAUACUAAUUUUAAAAAUUAGUUUUGACCUAAUUUAAUGUAAUAGACAAAAUGCAAGUAGAAUGUUAUUUAAACAAUUUCUACACUGAAUCGAUUUAUUAUUUUAUUUAAUUGUUUUUAUAAAAUAAACUAAAACUCAAAGUAUUGAGCUCAAUUUAUAAUUUUUGAAAAUAAAUUAAAGACGAAAAAACUAGUUUUUAUAAAAUUAGUUUUUUGCCUUCUUAAUAGACAAAAACCAAGUAAAUGUUAUUUAAACAGUCUUCACAUGAAUCGAUUAAUUUUUUUUAUAAAAAAAAUGUAAAAUUUAAAGUAUUGUGCUCAAUUUAUAUUAAAAAUAACUUAUAAAAAUUAGUUUUUUUAACCCAUUUAAUAGAAUGUUAUCUAAAUGGUUUUCACACUGAAUCGAUGAAUUCUUCCUUAAAAUAACAUAAAAUUCAAAGUAUUAUGCUUAUUUAUAUUAUUUAUCAAUGCAAUUUUUUUUUAAAGAUAAAAAUACUAAUUUUUAUAUAGUUUUUUCAAAUAAUUUAACGGAAAAAUUGCAAGAGGAUGUUAUUUAAAUUUUUAAUUAUUUCUUCAUAAAAAUUAUUAAAAUUCAGAGUAUCGCGCUCUAUUUAUAUAUUUAUAUAAGACUUUAAAAAUUUUAAAAAGCAAAUGAACCUCCCUUUAAAUUGGGCAGAUUUUUUCCAAUUUAAGGGAGGGAGGAGUAAGUAAUAGAUCGCGCGAGAAAAGCUUUGAAGAAGGGUUUGACUACAUUUCUGAAGGCGAAAUCAUUAUAAAACUUCAAGAAAAAGUGAAAUCUCAAGCGCAAAGACUGAGGGCCUUGGAGGGUUACAAAACAUUAUGCGAAACAAGGAUUGCUGAAUUGUUUCCAAGUCAUCCAUUCCCAGUAAAAAAUGAGCAUCUAGGGGUUUUUAAUUCUCAGGAUAGCCAAGAGCUUCAUGCAGCCAAACAAAAGAUUAUCCGUUUAGAACAGCAACUGUCUAAGCAGGCAUCAUUGACACCAAGAAGUGGGACUCCUCUUUCAGGAACACCGAAAAACGCUCAGAAACUCGAUGAAAUGUAUUCAGUGCUGCAUCAUAAAUAUAAUGAACUUGUCAAAGAUAAGUCCCUUGUGGAAGAAACUCUGCGAGCUGAAAUGCUGGCAUCUGAAGAACAAAGAACGUAUAUUGAAAUACUAAAGCAAGCUUUAGAAGUUAACGUUGAAGAGUUAGGGCUUGGAGGUAUAGAAGCUGAUACCUUUGUCGAAUUUGUCCAAAAUAAGACGAACAUUGAAAACACAAGAAAAAAUACAGCGAAACUGCAAAGUGCUGUUUUGGACCAAGAAAUCCAGAUAAAGAAAUUAGAUUAGAUUAACGAAUAAUAUUUUUAAGUCCCUACUUCCACGAGUGGCAUCUUGCGCAGCCGUCAGGCUGCGUAGUGGCCCAAGAAAUUGGGUGGACUUCCACCUCUGGUACCUCGAGCCCAGGCUGAAUCCCCUGGCUUCUCGGUAAUGGUUACCCUAUUUGGGUCCGCAGACCAAACUGAGCACCACCAUUUCCAACUCAGUCCCCUUGCCCUUAUUACGCCACUCCUGCCUCGUACUCCUGGCCCAGAUCGCCCCUUUUACGGGACCCUUUCAACUGCAGAGGCCGCCGUGUAAGUGAUAUCUAGUUUACCUCCCCUUCUCCCAGAUCAGCUCUUGGAGAAACUCAACCGCUUCCGCGAUUCGGGGCAGACCACAAUAGCAGCUUGAGCAGGUAAUUCACCCUGCUCCAUUUCGGGCACCCACUGGCCUGGGCGCUGCUGGCAAAAAGGAGACGCAAGACACUGCCCAAGGGUUCAGUCACAGGAGCAGCGGCUUCUGCACUUAGGCAUCUCGCUUCGACGUCCUGAACGUUGAUGGGCCAUCUUCCUGCUCCAAAAACCAUGCCCGGAUAUACAUGGGUAACCACCACUCGGAGGGUGGGUCGGUCGCCAUACGCCAUUUUAUGUAUAUCCAAAUAAAGAAAUUAAAUGAAGAAAUUGAGGCAAGAAUUCAAGACUGCAAUGAGAUGGCAGAAGCUAAAGAAAAAAUGGAAAAGCAACUCAGUGAAGUUGUGACAGCUUUAGAGUUCGCAGAAGGAGAAGCCUCAAGAUUUGAAAUUGAAAGAAAUUCACUUAUUGAUUAUAUUGAAGAGCACAAGAAAAAAGGAGACUUAGUAGCUGAAAAUUUAAAUGAGGUCGAAGAAAAGCAUGCAGAGUUAAACGAACAAUACCAAAAAAUUGCUGACGAACAUGAAAACCUGCAUUUGACUAAAAAAGAAAUAGAAGCUGAGUUAGAAAAUAAAAAAAAAGAAAUUGAAGACUAUCUAAAAAAACUUGAGGAAUUGCAGGAAAAAUAUAUUAACUCAAAAGCAAAAAUUGAGGAAAAAGAUAAACAAAUAAUCCAGUUGAAAGAUAAUUUAAAUAAGCAAACAGCUCGUAAUAAGGAGCUUGAAGAAAGUAAUUCAGAUUUAAACAAGAAAUUGAGAGAAAAUGAACAAGAAAUGGAAGACACCCUUGCAGAGCUUGAAGAAAUAAAAAAUCAUGAAGCUCAGCUGGGAACUGAAUUGAGCGAACUUAAUGAGGACUUAAACAAAGCAGAGUCUGAGCUUAGAGAAGGUGAAGAGAUAAUAAAAGACUUAAGGAAAGAACUCGAAGACCAACUCACUCAAAACACAAACUUAAAUUCAAAUCUUGACUCAAACUCUAAACAAAUCGAAGAAUUAAACUCAGAAAUUACAAAAGCCUGGACUACUCAAAAAGAAGCCUACCAAAGAGAGCAAAAUCUCGUCAAAACCAAUAACGAGCUAUGCUCAAAACUCAGCGAAACUCAACAGAAAACUGAGCUUUUACAAGCAGAAAUAGAAGAACUGAACUAUGAGAUAACUGAACUUAAAGAAAAAUAUGAAGAAGCAUCAGUAGAUUUAAUUAAUUUAAGAGAAAUAAGAACCAAGCUAGAGCAAGAGCUUCAAAAAACAGAGCUUGAGCUUUCGAAUGAAAAGUGCAAUUCAAAAUAUUUCCAAGACGAAGUUGUUGCAUUAAAAAUCCGAAUUGAAGAUUUAAAUUUAGCCUUGAAAAUUGCUAAUGAAAACUAUCAAGACCGUGAUGAUAAAUUGAGGAUUUCUGGGUAUAAAAAUGAUGAACUGAAUGAAGAAAUCAAUAGAAUCAAAGAAGAAGUCAAAGAAGAAAAAAGAGAAAAGCAAGGGGUUGAGGAGGCAUUGAGAAAAGCACUGAUUGAUAAUGAAAGGAUUAUUCAAGAAAAAACUAUAUUAGAAGAACAAAUUGCUGAGUGUUGCAGAUCAUCUGGAGAGCUAAUAGAGAAACUAAAAGAAUGCGAAUUUUCUAAAGAUUUUAACGAUUUCAUAUCAUCGUGAAGCAAAAUUCCAUCAGAUGUCCUUUCAUUACAAAGACUAAUUCAACUCUCUCUUAUAAAUCUCUUCCAGCUAUAUCAGCAAAAUUCUAAAUAUUCUGAAGAUUUACUAGUCAUUAGCAGCAAGCUCCAAUCAUCUCUAUCUGACUGUGAUAAUCUCGCAAAAGAAGAAUCCUCCUUAAGGUCCCGAGAAGCAUUCUUACGCAACCAAAUCGAGCAAAUUUAUCAAGAAAAUAGCAGAAUCCGUGAAAGCUUGAACUCCCAAAUCACAAGCCUUCACCAAGAAGUGAUUUUCUUAAGAUCUGAAAUUCACAAGCUGCACGACGAAAACGAGUAUUUAAAUACUGAAUUGCGCUCCAAGUCUCUCGAGUAUUCCAAAGCCAAGCAGGCAGAGGAAUAUUAUAAACACACUUUAGAAGAAAAAACUCGACUAUAUAAUAAGCAUAAAAUAGACUUUGAAGAAAUCAUCAGGGAAAUAUGAAAGGCUAAAAGCAUUGAAUCUCAAAGGGUUUUCGAACAAAUAAUGAGAGUGAAAACUGAGCUAGAACACGCUGAAAAUGACAAGUCAAGAAUUUUGGAACAGAUUUUGAAACUUACUGAAGACGGGGAUGCACAGAUAAGAGAAACUUUGAAAAAACAGGUAAAUAGCUGUGAUGAGCAGAUUGAGACGAGAAAAGGUCUUAUUAAAAGACUUGAAGAUGAAAUAAGAGGGUUAGAGUCUAAAAGUGGCAGCAUAAAGCUUAAUGGAGAUAGAAGUAGAAGCUAUAUUCGUAUAGAAGGCGAGAUAGAGCCUUCUGAAAUUAAUCCAAAAUCAAAUGGCUCUACCUUUAGAUCUCAAAGCAGUGAAGAGCAGGUAAUUUAA
Molecule: messenger RNA, 4340 nt
Organism: Blepharisma stoltei
Lineage: Eukaryota; Ciliophora; Heterotrichea; Heterotrichida; Blepharismidae
Source: the annotation of a GenBank genome assembly